GUUGGCGAGUGCAUUACAGACCAUGAACUCGCAUUGUCCUCACCCGUGAAUUCCAAGAAAGAUCGAGGCCCCCAAAUCUAUCCCCGCCUUUAUCCACACGAACUCCACCACAAGCAGCUUCUUUCUUUCUUCUUCUUCUUCUUCUUCUGCUCCUGAAAGCUUUUAACGGCAGAAGAAUGGCUUGUGCAACCUUAACGGUGUCGUUUUGUCUCAAAAUUUCUUCCCCAUUGUGCUCUCCUCAGUCGACUCGGGCCUCCCACGGCCUCUCGGUCCAACUCGCUCCGUGCAACAAGUGGAGCUCGCUGAGACUCGGUUCCUCGCACAGCUUUUCUGGGUUCUUCGGCUCGGUUCUUUCUCAGAAGUUCCCCACAAUCAGUCCCCUCCCUCUCAGGCCUCGUUCUCUCACUAUCGUCUCCGCCAAAGGCUACAAAAUGAAGACCCACAAGGCUUCAGCGAAGAGAUUCAGGGUGACGGGCAGAGGGAAAAUAGUUCGGAGGAGAGCUGGAAAGCAACAUUUGUUGUACAAGAAGAACAACAAGAGGAAAUUAAGACUCUCCAAAAUGCACCCAGUCAACCGGAGUGACUAUGACAAUGUGAUUGGUGCCUUGCCGUAUCUGAAAGUAAAUAGAAAUGCAAAGUAGACAUGAUGUUUCCAUUUUAUGAGGGAGGCUUAUCUGGUCUGUAACAUGCUGAUUACUCACAUUUAUGUAGAAGACAAGUGCUUUGAUUUUAUCCUCACCGCUUGCAGUAGUUAUUGCUUGAAUUUGCUAGAGAAUGGUGGUUCUUUUUAGUUGGAUUCAAAUGCUGGUUGGCAAAUGUAGCCGAAAAAAUAGCUUUGUAUACAUUUAGCCAAGUUACUUUGAUCCUGUAUCAUUUUUUGGAAGCAAAAAACAUAAAUGUUUUACUGCAA
This is a messenger RNA of Alnus glutinosa, 910 nucleotides long. Its product is annotated as large ribosomal subunit protein bL35c. Gene Ontology annotation, cellular component: large ribosomal subunit; ribosome. Gene Ontology annotation, biological process: translation. Bases 177 to 641 code for a protein of 154 amino acids. The record is from RefSeq and is a predicted model, not a curated record. Gene Ontology annotation, molecular function: structural constituent of ribosome. The transcript has 3 exons. Lineage: Eukaryota; Viridiplantae; Streptophyta; Magnoliopsida; Fagales; Betulaceae.